AUGGCGGAACACUUAGCCUCGAUCUUCGGCACGGAAAAGGACCGCGUGAACUGCCCGUUUUACUUCAAAAUCGGCGCCUGUAGACACGGCGAACGAUGCUCGAGAUUGCACAACAAACCAACCGUCUCGCAAACGCUCUUGCUGAUUAACAUGUACCAGUCGCCGGAACAAGCGCGAUUACUCGGCGGAAACGCGCAGGGCGCGCGCACUUCCGAACCUCAAGACGUGCAAGAACACUACGAAGACUUUUGCCACGAUAUUUUCGAAGAACUCGCGAUACACGGGGAGAUUGAAGAGCUCAACGUGUGCGACAACUUAGCCGAUCACAUGGUGGGAAACGUGUACGUGAAGUUCGCGGACGAAGACGACGCGAUGAAAGCGAAGCAAUCUUUAGACGGGAGAUAUUACAUGGGACGACCAAUCAAGUGCGAGUUUUCACCAGUGACGGAUUUUCGGGAAAGCACGUGCCGACAAUACGAAGAGAACACGUGCACGAGAGGCGGGUAUUGUAACUUUAUGCACGUGCGGCCGAUUAAGAACCAGACGCUGGCGCACGCGCUGUUCGGGAGGUACGGGAAGAAGAGGCAGGAGAGGAGAGUUUAUGGAAAUCGAGGAGGAGGAGGAGGACGGAGAGGAGACAGAGGAGGGCAGCGAAGAGAUCCGUAUCAUAGAAGAGGACGAGAUCGCGGGUACGGCGGCGACCGACGGAGAGACGAUUAUUACAACAGAGACGACGACAGAGAACGACGACGAGGAAGAUCGAGGUCGAGAUCGAGAGACCGAAGAGGCGGUGGGAGAGACUACAACGAAGACUAUCGUAAUAACGACGAUCGAAGAGGAGGAGGCGAGAAAAAAGCCGCUGGAUUUGGCAUGAGCGAUGAAGAGAGACGCGCUAUGAUUGCCAGCUUCAAAAGCGAAGAGUAA
This is a messenger RNA of Bathycoccus prasinos, 924 nucleotides long. RefSeq lists its product with no specific name. The coding region runs from base 1 to 924 and encodes 307 amino acids. The record is from RefSeq and is a predicted model, not a curated record. Gene Ontology annotation, cellular component: U2AF complex; spliceosomal complex. The transcript has a single exon. NCBI's taxonomy places the organism in Eukaryota, Viridiplantae, Chlorophyta, Mamiellophyceae, Mamiellales, Bathycoccaceae. Gene Ontology annotation, biological process: mRNA splicing, via spliceosome. Gene Ontology annotation, molecular function: metal ion binding; pre-mRNA 3'-splice site binding.